CGAAGAUAAACGUUAAAUAAAACACCAAACCAACAUUGAAUUAAUUUAUUUGACUCUCUUCGAUGUCCGAUUACAAAUGUACUAUUAAACGUAUAUAUAGUUGUAUUAAAUGAACGUAUAAACUGACGAUAUUAUUAAGUGAUAUAUUUAUUUUAAAACAGAACUACCAAGAAAAACGUUAAAAGAGGAAAAUGUUUUACAAAAACUUAGUGUGGCUUUGUUUGAUAUUUGCUGAAAAUUUACAAAAAAUUUCUUGUCUUAAUAAUGGCUUAGCUCUCACGCCACCAAUGGGAUGGCUCGCUUGGCAGCGUUAUAGAUGUAUCACAGAUUGCGAAACGUAUCCAGACGAGUGUGUAAGUGAAAAAUUAUUCAUGGAAGCAGCGGAUUUACUAGUAAAAGAAGGGUAUGCUGACGCAGGCUACAACUUUCUAAUUGUAGAUGAUUGCUGGUUAGCAAAAAAUAGAUCAGCAGAUGGAAAACUGCAACCCGAUGAAAAGAGAUUUCCUAGCGGUAUUAAAGCUUUAUCAGACUAUGUACAUUCAAAAGGAUUGAAAUUUGGUUUAUAUGAAGAUUGGGGUAAUAAAACUUGUGCUGGUUACCCAGGUAUUUUGGGUAAUGAAGAAAUAGAUGCCAAAACUUUUGCAGAGUGGGAAGUGGACUACGUCAAAUUAGAUGGUUGUUAUUCAAAUAUCAGACUCAUGGAUAAAGGUUAUCCUGAAUUUGGAAGACUUCUCAAUAAAACGGGAAGGCCAAUAGUAUACUCUUGUAGCUGGCCUGCUUAUCAAGAAGAAAAAGGCAUGUCGAUAAAUUACGCAUUAAUGGCUCAACAUUGCAAUCUUUGGAGGAAUUAUGAUGAUAUUGAUGAUUCAUGGGAUAGUAUGAUUAAAAUAGCUGAUUAUUUUGCUAUGAAACAAGAACUUUGGAGUAGAUAUGCUGGACCAGGUCAUUGGAAUGACCCUGAUAUGCUUUUAAUUGGAAAUUUUGGUUUAUCUUAUGAACAAAGCAAAACACAAAUGGCUAUUUGGGCUGUACUAGCAGCUCCACUUCUUAUGUCAAAUAAAUUAUAUGAUGUUCGACCAGAAUUUAAAGCAAUAUUGCAAAAUAAAGACAUUAUCAAAGUAAAUCAGGAUCGAUUAGGUAUACAAGGAACUAGAGUGUUUAGGGAUAAAGGUAUAGAUAUGUGGACUAGAAAAAUUGAACCUAUUCGAAAUGGACAAUACUCAUAUGCAGUAGCCUUUGUGAGUAGACGUGUUGAUGGUGCUCCAUAUCCCUACAACAUAACUUUACAAGAUCUAGGUUUAGUUAAUCCAGAAGGCUACACAAUAACAAAUCUAUUUGGGCAAAGAAAUAUAUUUAACUGCGUUUUUACUCCAACAAUGAAUGUUAAAGUUAGAGUGAUUCCAAAUGGAGUAGUAUUUUUACGUUUUAAUGUGGAUGAUUCUCAAAAAUAUUGUGAUGAAAUCCAGAAAAAAACUCAUGUGUUUGUUUGACUUCGAAGUAUAAGUAAAUUAAUAUUUAGUAUUUAAUUAAAAUACUCAUCAAUUUUUAAUUGAAAAAAGUAACAUAAAUGUAUUUAUAAUAUUUGUAUUUUAUUAUAUAAUAACACUUCUUGAGUAUAAACAUACAACAAAAUAUAUUUUAUGAAAAACAAAAUCUUAAAUAAGUUAUACUUUACCAUUCAAUUUAUGAUAUAUUAUAAGAAUAUGUUUCAUUGUUGAUUGAAAUUGAUAUUAUCAAUGAUCGUACUUGUUUUAUAUUCCUGGUACAUUGAAAUUCACCUUCUAGUACAUCACCUAUGAUUAAAAAUUCAGUAUAACACAAAUAAAUGCAUCGGAAAUAGUA
Daktulosphaira vitifoliae (grape phylloxera) is the source of this 1842-nucleotide messenger RNA. RefSeq names its product alpha-N-acetylgalactosaminidase-like. The transcript has 10 exons. Bases 192 to 1490 code for a protein of 432 amino acids. Gene Ontology annotation, biological process: oligosaccharide metabolic process; glycoside catabolic process; glycosylceramide catabolic process. NCBI's taxonomy places the organism in Eukaryota, Metazoa, Arthropoda, Insecta, Hemiptera, Phylloxeridae. The record is from RefSeq and is a predicted model, not a curated record. Gene Ontology annotation, cellular component: cytoplasm. Gene Ontology annotation, molecular function: alpha-galactosidase activity.